CUAUAACCACCAAAGUCAAUAUAAUUUUCGCAAUAAAAAAAGAACACUCGCUAUUCGGUUGGUCUAGUCGCUCUACAAGUCCACACACGACCCUACUCCUAACCUGUCAAGUCUCCACCACUCUGCAGCAACUCUGCUUGCGAAUCCGGGAAAAUUUUGCUUGGCAAUCGCCGUGAUAUUCCGUGCGAAACUUCCCAGUAGUACAAUCGGCAACUGCAACACGGAGCCACUCGGUCACCGGCAAUAAAACCCUCGCCACUUCAUCCAUCUCUCGCACCGCGCACAUCGAAUCGCAUCGCACACACGGCGGAAGCAACGCCACUAGCCUGACGUACGUACGGCAGCAAUGGCCAUCGCCACCGAGUCGCAGCAGGCGCAGGUGCAAGCCGCCGCCACCGACGCCGUCGCGGCGGCGGCGGUCGGGCGCAAGGUGGUGGACGAGGUGUCCGGCUGGCUGCGCGUGUUCGACGACGGCACCGUCGACCGCACGUGGACGGGUCCCCCCGAGGUGCUCCCGCUGAUGCAGCCGGUGCCCGCCUACGCCGAGCCGCGCGACGGCCACACGCUGCACGACCUCCCCGGCGAGCCCAACCUCCGCGUGUACCUCCCCGAGGUCGCCCUCGCCGAGCGGCGCCUCCCCGUCGUCGUGCAGCUCCACGGUGGCGGCUUCUGCAUCUCCCACCCGUCCUGGCUCAUGUACCACCACUUCUACGCGCGCCUCGCGUGCGCGCUCCCGGCCGUGGUGGUCGCCGUCGAGCUGCCCUUGGCGCCCGAGCGCCGCCUGCCGGCGCACAUCGACACCGGCGUCGACGGGCUCCGCCGGCUCCGCUCCAUCGCGCUGUCCGACGCCGCCGCUCUCGGCGACCCGGCGGCGGAGCUCCUCCGGACGGCCGCCGACUUCUCGCGGGUGUUCCUCAUCGGGGACAGCUCGGGCGGCAACCUCGUCCACCACGUCGGCGCGCGCGUCGGCGAGGACGGGGCGGACAGCUGGGCGCCCCUCCGCGUCGCCGGAGGCAUCCCGCUCCACCCGGGGUUCGUGCACGCCACCCGGAGCAAGUCGGAGCUGGAGCCGAGGCCCGACUCGGUGUUCUUCACCCUCGACAUGCUCGACAAGUUCCUCGCCAUGGCGCUCCCCGAGGGCGCCACCAAGGACCACCCGUACACGUGCCCGAUGGGGCCGAACGCGCCGCCGCUGGAGUCCGUCCCGCUGCCGCCGCUGCUGGUCGCCGUCGCCGAGCACGACCUCAUCCGGGACACCAACCUCGAGUACUGCGACGCGCUGCGCACCGCCGGCAAGGACGUGGAGGUGCUGGUCAACCGCGGCAUGAGCCACUCCUUCUACCUCAACAAGUACGCCGUCGACAUGGACCCGGCCACCGGCGAGAGGACCCGGGAGCUCGUCGACGCCAUCAAGAGCUUCGUCGACCGCCACUAGACGUGGAGAUCAGAGAAGCGCAUCUUCUCCACCGUACGUGUAGCACCUUCCAGGUUGUGAUUGUUUCUCGUCUCGUGUCAUGACUGUCCGCCAUACGUUGGCCUGAGCUUGACCUUGUGUGUGGCUUGCUGUCCAUGUCAAGCCGAUAUCAUGUACGCAUCAGUGUUUAGGUACGCGUUUGAGUAGUUACAAAUAAAUAAUUGGAUCAUUCCCGAACAGUGGACUAGUUGAAGACUUGAAGUUGAUAGGUCGAGUGUGUGGAGUGUCCAAUGAUAAAGGGUGGCAUUGCAUAUUUGCAUGUGCAUUUAAAUCUUUAAUUACUCUAUCCGCCAUAUAAUGUAAGGUAUUUGGUAUUUUGGUCUUCAAAUUUGUAUCAAAAUAUAAGAAAUUUUAUGAUCCCAAAAUAAUUAUUUAUUCUCUCACA
This is a messenger RNA of Oryza sativa Japonica Group (Japanese rice), 1859 nucleotides long. RefSeq names its product carboxylesterase 15. Gene Ontology annotation, molecular function: hydrolase activity. NCBI's taxonomy places the organism in Eukaryota, Viridiplantae, Streptophyta, Magnoliopsida, Poales, Poaceae. The record is from RefSeq and is a predicted model, not a curated record.